Molecule: messenger RNA, 3085 nt
Organism: Eucalyptus grandis
Lineage: Eukaryota; Viridiplantae; Streptophyta; Magnoliopsida; Myrtales; Myrtaceae
Product: transcription factor LHW
Exons: 11
Coding region: 738-2879 (713 amino acids)
Biological process (GO): regulation of DNA-templated transcription
Molecular function (GO): DNA-binding transcription factor activity; protein dimerization activity
Source: RefSeq, a predicted model, not a curated record
GGAGGAGACUAUAUAAUAGCAUCACCAACAGAUAAAUCGGCAAAAAAGGCUGCUCUUGCCUCUCUUCAUCGAUACAUUGAAGUUAUAGCAGCAAUCAAUCUCUCCAAGAAGGAAAAUUUCAUGGCGGCUAAUGAAAUAGAAGGAAUCAAGUGGGUUUAGGCCUAGCAGUGACAGACAUCGAGUCGACGCUUGUCAACCGCUUUUGUUUUGCUCAUACUAGAAUUAUAAAGCAACGACCAUCCUGUUUGUCUCAGCCUUCAUUUGAGCACAAGGCUGCUUCUCUUCACUAGAUUGCCAAUCUAGUCACUGCUUAUUAAGGAGGAUCAUCAAUUUGAGGAAGAUUUUGCCGCUUCCUGAUCUCAGCUCCAACAAAGUGAGUACUUGGACUUUUAGUUGAGUUGAUUUAAUCUCUUAAAAUCAUGGACGAGUUCAACUCUUUCCACCGAACUCAAUUCAACAAGCUCACCAUUGCUUCGCCCAGCUUCUAAUAGUCAAGUAAAAGAUCAACUAAAGGCACGAGCACUUGAUUUCUGAAUUGGCUGUUCGAAAGAUGAAUUGUUUCCUAUUCGGAUCGAAGGGGCCACCGGUGAAGCGGAGAGAUGGUUUGAGGAUACAACAGGCUGGACGAAUUUCAUAUAGAGGUAGUUAGGGAGGUAAUUUUGGUGAUUCCAUUCCUCUAAGUAAUAACUUUUUUUGUCCAUCAAGAACACUGCGGUUUCCGUGAAAAUCACUACUGCAUGGGGAACAUCGCUUUAAGAGAAUUCCUCAAGAGUCUAUGCGAUAGUUCUUUCUGGAUAUAUGCAAUCUUCUGGAAGCUUCAACAGGAAAAUGAGAUGUUCCUAUCAUGGGAAGAUUGGCACUACGAUUAUUCAAAAGUGAGAACAUUGACGGGAAAUUCUCCUGCUGAACUGUCCACCAGUGAUGCGAAUCAAUCUCUAUCCUUUGAUGAUGAUGGUAGCAUUAUAGACAGGACUGCAAAUCAGAUCACCUUUGCUGUGGCGAAAACAUCAGGUCUUAAGUACAAACUGGGAGAAGGGGUUAUUGGUGAAGUGAUCUUGACACAGAGCCAUUGCUGGGUAUCAUUGGAUGAUGUGUUGGCCAGUAACUGCAAAUCAGAGACACCUUUCAAUAUUCCAGAUGAAUGGUUGCCCCAGAUUUCAGCUGGUGUCAAGACUAUUCUAGUACUACCUCUUCUUCCACAUGGAGUUUUGCAGCUUGGUUCACGUGAAAAGGUUCCGGAAAUUAAGGAGGCAGUGAAUCACAUCAAAGCGAUGUUUAGUUUGAUUGGAUAUGAACAGGAACGAUGUGCACCUUGGACUCCAAACAAGAAUCCGACUCACUCAUUGUCUUCGCCAAUGCCUUUUUUCUUGGAUAACAUGGAUGGUUCCUUGCUUAUGGAUAGUAUCUAUUUAAGUGGUAUGCAGUCUGAAGGCCCAGAGAAUGGUGCCGAAGCAAAUCAAGACAGUGUGACUAAUUGUCAAGUCAUAGGUCAGCUAGAAAAUCUCCAACAAUCUGAUGAUAGUGAGACUCUUGUUCUGCCAAAGGGAAUUCCUGAAAUAUCUAACUUACCGAGUCAACCUCUUAAUGCAAACCACACGGACAUAGUGGAUGAUAACAAUUUGUGGUUUUCUAGUAUGGGUGAGGACUCAGUAGUCUUUAAAUCUCACAACCUAGGAAUGUCCGCAGAAUUUUCUCAUGAAUUAUCGAAUUCUUGCACCAUCGAUGAUACUUCCGAAUGGCCACUCAAAAGCAGGGAUAUUGAGCAUGCAGAUCAUAAGCCCACGAACAAUAUGUUAAACUUUCCCACAGAUUGUGAGCUGCACAAAGCACUCGGAUCAUCUUUCCAGGGAUGGGCGAGUGAGACAUCCGUCUUAUUUGAAAAUGCAUUCAGCGACUUCAGGUUGAGUCAUGAAAUGGAUUACUCUUAUGAUGUUGAGAGAUCAGCCGAGUACCUCUCCAGAGAUGAUACUGAGUUUCUGUUGGAAGGUGUCAUCCCAAAUAGAAAUGGCAGCUCACAUUCUCCUUCACCUAGCGAGUCAAAUGAUACCAAAUUAACAGUCUUGUCAAGGCGAUCUGAUACUUCCUCUAAGGCACUUAAUAUUCUCGAAGGAACAACUUCAGGCGAGAAUGUCUUUGCUGUGGUUACUCAUUGUAAAGACAGGGUUAGUGUUCCGUCUUCUCCAGUUUCCAUGAACAGGGUAAGAUCAUUAAUUAAAAAGGAGCGCUGGGAUGAAGAUCAUGCUCCAGCACUGGCCAGGAAGGGAGAGAAGCAAUUAUCUGGCUCCAAAAGGAGGAGCAGAACAGGUGACAACAAAAAGCCUAGACCAAGAGAUAGACAGUUGAUCCAGGAGCGACUCCGAGAACUUCGCAUACUUGUCCCCAGCAGCAUGAAGUGUAGCAUAGACAGCCUCCUAGAACGGACAAUAAAGCACAUGCUCUUCCUGAGAAGGGUGACUCAUCAGGCCGAGAAGCUGACAAAAUUGGAAACCUUUGAGCAAAAGGUCGAUCUACAAGACAACAAGAAUAAGUGGGAAUAUAUACCUUUUAGUGGCGGUUUCCAUGGAAGAACUAACUUGACUGUUGAAAGUGGAUGCGAGUUCCAAGCCUGCCCUGCACCUAUAGCUGUUGAAGAUCUUAAUCAACCAGGGCACAUGCUCAUAAAGGUGAUAUGCAAUGAACAAGGGCUAUUCUUAGAGAUUGCUCAGGUGAUCACACGUCUAGAGUUAACCAUUCUUAAAGGACUACUUGAGAAUUACUCCAAAGAUACCUGGGCCUGUUUUAUUGUUGAGGCUUCCAAGGACUUUCAAAAGAUGGAUAUCUUCUGGCCACUCAUGCAACUUCUGCACUGCACAAGAGCUAAAGUUUCAAGCAAGAAAUGAUGCACUGCCGAAAUGGACGAUAACAUACGGGACUUUUCUACUCAUUGUCUGUAACCAGAGGGUCAUAACAUUCUCAAUGUGAAUGUAUGUCACUUAAAUGGAUGAAAUUGUUGAGAGACAAAAACUGAACUGAAUGUUUUGUUAGGUCAAUGUAACCCCAAGCUAUUUAUUUAUAACAAAGCCAAAAUGUCAAAAUUACAAUAUCA